Molecule: messenger RNA, 1038 nt
Organism: Solanum dulcamara
Lineage: Eukaryota; Viridiplantae; Streptophyta; Magnoliopsida; Solanales; Solanaceae
Product: EPIDERMAL PATTERNING FACTOR-like protein 1
Exons: 3
Coding region: 240-650 (136 amino acids)
Biological process (GO): guard cell differentiation; stomatal complex development
Source: RefSeq, a predicted model, not a curated record
UCUAUAAUAAAAACAAACACAUAGUGAUGAAAUCCUCACUCUGCACCUCUUAAUUUCCCUUCUCUUUAAAGCCAAAAACUUUCAACAUAUUUAAUUCUUCAUAUCUCCAUCUCCCUACUCAUUCGUUUUCUUCUUUUCUAGAGGCAAUUAGGGUUUUGAUCCAUCUUUAUUUUCUUGCUUCUAUAUGAUGGUUAACUAAUUCUUUGAUCAUGUGAAUAUAGUUAAAGAAAAAUGUUACAAUGAAAGCUAUGAGUAUAACUUUAUUAAUUUUCUCCAUCAAAGAAAUUAUUAUUGCAUUUCUCCUUCUUCUACUUCUCUCUCCUAAUACCUAUUCCUUAAACCCUAUUAAACAUGAAACCCUAGACUCUACAAAGGAUGUUUUAGCUGAAGAGAAAUCAAGAUUGGGUUCGAUGCCACCGAGUUGUUAUAACAAGUGUAACCAAUGUCAUCCAUGCAGGGCAAUUCAGGUACCGAGCUUACCAAGUCAUAAUGGAGUCGAACCAAGUGGCGAUGUGGCUCGAACCCAAGCUAGGUCUAUGGACUACAGUACUAUAGAGUCAUCGCUUUCACAUGCAGGAGCUAGCAGGUACUCGAAUUACAAGCCACUCGGAUGGAAAUGCAGAUGUGGGGGUCACUUCUACAAUCCCUAGCUCUAAAUUAUCUACUUCUUUUUAAAAAAUGAGUUUAUGAUGUUAAUAGAGGGAGCAAACAGACGCUCGGAAAAGUUCUUGAGAUUCUCAAAUCACUCUUUUUAGGAAAGCAGCAAGAGUUACAAUAAUUAACAUAUGAAAUAUGUAAAUUUUUUUAAAAAAAUUAAUAAUUUGUAAAAAUUAGAGUGAGUCAAGUCAAGACAUUAAAUGAGGUUGUUAUAGGUAGCAUUUACUAUGGUGUACAUGUUUGAUAAUUAAAUACUGAUCGAUUGGUAAGGGGUGUUAAAUAAAUGUAGUGAGGUAGGUUUUGGAUAUUUGGAUCUUGUGAAAGUAUUUUUCACACUACCAGCUUUAAUUUAUUGAAUAUGAGAUGUUAUUACUUUAUCUA